AUGCCGGCUUCUGCGUCAACUACUAAAAGGGCGACAGGAGUUGGGUCAUCCUUGAAGGUACUGAAUACUAAAUUGAAGCAAAUUCAGACUGGUGUUAGCCACAUUUGGCGAUUUGUGGAGGACUUCAAGGAAGAUUCAGUGACUACUGCGAUUGAAGUUCGGUUGGAAGAACUGGAAAGCUUGUGGGAGCGAUACAACGACACCAUUAUCGAGAUACAAUCACAUGAUGACUACAAGGCAGAGGAGGAUUUCAGCGAGAGGGACGGCGCUGAGUUUAAUGAUCGCUAUUACUUCGCGAAAACUUUCUUGGUGGAAAGAAUAAAGGAAAGGCAGGAACCAACGGACUUAAAUCAGACAGUUAGAGGAAAUGAAACCAUGAACCAAUCAACGUUAGAUCAUGUGCGCUUACCCCAAAUAAAAUUGCAGACAUUCGAUGGUAAUAUCGACGAAUGGCUGAGUUUCAGAGACUUGUACACAUCUUUAAUACACUGGAAGACCGAUCUCCCUGAAGUGGAAAAAUUCCACUAUUUAAAAGGCUGCCUCCAGGGAGAACCAAAGGCAUUGAUUGAUCCAUUGAAGAUUACCAGAGGAAAUUACCAGAUUGCGUGGGAUUUGCUGUGUAAACGAUAUAACAAUAAUAAACUGCUACGUAAACGUCAGGUUCAAGCACUUUUUCAGCUUCCAACUCUCACGAAGGAGUCCGUUACCGAUCUGCACAAUCUCUUAGAAGGUUUUGAGAGAAUUGUGCAGACUCUGGACCAGAUCGUUCAGCCAGGGGAUUAUAAGGAUCUCCUGUUGGUCCACAUUCUCUCCUCACGUCUCGAUCCUACGACACGUAGAGGAUGGGAAGAAAGCUCAGCAACCAAGGAUCAAGAUUCGGUCAAUGAUAUGACGGAGUUCCUUCAACGACGUGUUCGUAUUUUGGAGUCAUUGCCAAGUAAACCCAUAGAGCCAAGAACUACGCAGUUUACACCUUUCACUAGACAGAAGCAAUAUCCAAGGGGAAGUUUCACCUCGGUUCAAACACCAGUCAGAUUGUGCGUCGUGUGUUCGUCAGACCAUCUCCUAUUCCAGUGCCCUGUGUUUCAGAAAUUAUCCGUGUCGGAAAGAGAAAAAAUGGUACGAAUUAAUAUGUUGUGUCGGAAUUGUUUCAACAAGGGUCACAGAGCGUCAGAAUGUAGAUCCAAGUUCUCUUGUCGUCAUUGUAAAGGACGGCACCACAGUUUGGUUUGCUUCAACGCAGAUAAGGUCGCAACGGUGCAUACCAAUUCACAACACCUAGGAGAAUCAUCGGAGCCCAUGGAAAUCCAUCAAUCAUCAGCCAACCCAGUGUUAAAUGUAGCCGCUACCGAUGUGCAAGCCUGCAACUCAGCUCAGCAUCACUCUUCUCAGAUUCUUCUGGCAACUGCAAUUGUCGUUAUCGAAGACGAUUUCGGCAAUCAAUACUCAGCACGUGCGCUUUUAGAUUCUGGGUCAGAAAGUAACCUUUUGACAGAGCGGUUAAGUCAAAAAUUAAGAGUUUCGAGGGAAAGGGUGGACAUAUCAGUUAUUGGAGUCGGUCACGCUAUCACAAAGGUUAAACAACGUGUUCAAGCCACUGUUCGAUCUCGGGAUUCUGGGUUUACUCGCUCGAUGCAGUUCUUAGUUUUGCCAAGGGUAACAGUUAACUUGCCAACAACCUCAAUCAAUGCUGUUUUAUGGAAAAUUCCAGAAGGAAUUCAUUUGGCGGAUCCUUCCUUUUACGUGUCUGGAGAAGUAGACAUAGUUUUGGGUAUCGAAUCCUUCUUUGACUUCUUCGAUAGUGGGAAAAGGAUCGCACUGGGCGAUCAUCUACCAAUGCUAAAUCACUCGGUCUUUGGAUGGGUCGUUUGUGGAGGGAUUUCUAAGCCUAUACAGUCCACUCAGGUUCUCUAUAAUACUCACACGUCGGAAGAAUCCCUAGAAAACUUGAUGGCUCGAUUUUGGUCCUGUGAGGAGAUCGAGUCAGCCCAUUCGUACUCUCCAGAAGAAGCUAAAUGUGAGGAGUUAUUCACGCAGAAGGUUCACCGCGGUUCUGAUGGUCGUUAUUCAGUUUCGCUACCGAAAAAUGAAGACGUUUUGGCGCAUUUGGGCGAGUCUAAGGAGAUCGCAAUGCGACGUUUUCUAGCCACGGAGAGAAGAUUAUCGAGAGAUGAAGGCUUGAGGUUACAAUACGUUGCAUUCAUGGAUGAAUACCUCAAUUUAGGCCACAUGAAACAGAUUGAUGAGUCAGAUUUGAAUUUGUGUCAGAUAUCCGAAGUCAAAGAGUCAGUUUGUGAUGAGAAUGUAAACCCUGGAUUGAGAUCACGAUUCACUUCAGCACAACCGUCAGAAUUUGAGUCAGAUUGUUCGAAAAGGUCAGUUUCUAAGUCAGAUUGUGUAAGAAAUUCCGUUUUGAGUCAGAAGUCGGUAAAACGAUGUUUUUUGCCCCAUCACCCGGUAGUUAAGGAAGCCAGUACGACAACUAAGGUCCGAGUAGUAUUCGAUGCAUCCUGUAAAACAUCCUCAGGGGUCUCAUUGAACGAUGCCUUGUAUGCAGGACCGGUCGUACAAGAAGACCUGCGGUCAAUUAUUCUCCGUUGUCGUACCAAACACAUCAUGGUGGUUGCUGACGUUGAGAAGAUGUUCCGCCAAAUAAAAAUUGAUUCGAACGACAGUCCUCUCCAAUCUAUUCUUUGGAGAUCAUCUCCAAGUGAAGUUAUUCGGACCUAUGAACUCUGUACAAUUACUUAUGGAACCAAACCUGCACCGUUUCUAGCUACGAGAACCUUGCAAAAGUUAGCCUCUGAUGAAGACCAUAAGUUCCCUUUGGCAUCGCAGGCCAUUCUCCAGGAUACGUAUAUGGAUGACGUCAUAACGGGAGCUAAUACCUUACAAGAAGCAGAGAGAUUGGCAUGCGAGUUAGAAGGUCUAAUGGCUGCUGGAGGAUUUCGUCUCAGGAAGUAUGCUUCUAACUGUCCAGAGGCUCUUAAGAGCAUCGCAGAGGAAAACCUAGCCUUGAAACAAACAGAAGGCAUCAUUCUGGAUCCAGAUCCAACUGUUAAAACCUUAGGACUUACUUGGAUGCCUACGUCCGAUGUUUUUGCGUUCCAAUUUGCCAUACCGCCUUUGGAAGAAAACACUAUCUUGACAAAACGCCGAAUAUUGUCCAUCAUCGCAACCCUAUUUGAUCCUUUAGGGCUUAUAGGAGCCACUAUUACAACGGCUAAGGUGUACAUGCAGGUUCUGUGGACGUUGCGCAAUGAAAACGACCAAAGGCUGGAUUGGGAUCAACCUGUACCUUUCACGGUGGGCGAGCAGUGGAAGAACUUUCACGGGAACCUACACCUACUCAACAACAUCCGGAUUCCACGAUGCGUUGUCCUCCCUCAACCUACGCUAGUGGAAAUUCACUGCUUCUCAGAUGCGUCCGAAAAGGCCUAUGGGGCUUGUCUGUACAUUCGGAGUCAGAAUAGGCAAGACCUAAUUUCACGGGGAAUUUCACCGGAAGCUAUUGUCACCAAUGAUUUCUGGUGGAAGGGCCCAGAGUGGUUGAGCAAAGAAACGGAGCAUUGGCCUUGCUCACAUCCGAUAUCGGAAGCUGGAGAGGAAGAGCGGAAGAGGAAGGUGGUUGCGAACCCUGUAGCCGAAGAUUCGCCAUUCAGUCGGUUUUCACAAAUGAACCCUAAUGAAUGGCUACCAACUAAUCAAACAACAAUCCCACGGGCCUGGACUCAAGAACAAAAGACCUCGAUGCUAGCUAAGGUUGUUUUUCAGAUGACGAACCCGCUGUCAUCCAUGAAUCACCUUCAUUUCAUUCCAGCUCGCGAUAAUGGACAAUCGCGCACAAAUAUGCGGCUAAUGGUGGAAAAUAAAAUCAUUAGCUUCUGCAAAAGCGUUCCGUAUUGA
Messenger RNA from Uranotaenia lowii, 3906 nucleotides. RefSeq lists its product as uncharacterized. NCBI's taxonomy places the organism in Eukaryota, Metazoa, Arthropoda, Insecta, Diptera, Culicidae. The transcript is spliced from 3 exons. Bases 1 to 3906 code for a protein of 1301 amino acids. The record is from RefSeq and is a predicted model, not a curated record.